AUGAUUUAUAUAUCUGUGCUACUUAAGGUGCUCAUACUACUGUUACUACUGUUCACCACCAACGUUCUAGGAGGAUAUUCUCCCACCCAUGUUUCAUGUCCAUCGAAUAAAACCCUUGUCCGCCAAGGUACUGGCUUAAGCCAUGAUGAAAAAACAUGGUUAGCAAAGAGACAUUCGAUAACUACCCCAAACUUGAAGGCUUUUCUUCAAACUAAAACCAAUUUGACCGCUGCAGAAAUCAACGGAGUGUUUCAAAAUAAUUCCAGCGAUAUAAAUGUUGGGAUUGCCUUAUCUGGGGGAGGUUAUCGUGCCAUGUUAACUGGAGCUGGUGAACUUUCUGCCCUUGAUAAUCGUACCGUGGGAGCAUUUGAACAUGGACUUGGGGGAUUGCUCGAAUCAACCACUUAUAUUUCAGGCCUCAGUGGGGGUAAUUGGCUCACCGGAUCACUUUCCAUGAAUGAUUGGAUUUCGGUACAAGAUAUUAUUGAUAAUAAAUAUGAUAUUUGGGAUCUUGAGAAUUCUAUUUUCCUCCCAGAAGGUCUCCACCCGAUUAAAACUUAUGAGGUGUUCCGUAACAUUUCUCUCGAUGUGGAAGCGAAAAAAAAUGCUGGUUUCAAUACUUCGUUGACCGAUGUAUGGGCAAGAUCUCUUGCUAGGGGAUUUUUCGAAUCUUCUGGUGAUUAUGGUGCCGACGUUUGUUGGUCAUCUCUUCGUGAUAAACUGGUGUUUGUUAAUGGAGAGAUGCCUUUCCCCAUCACCGUUUCUGACGGUAGAUAUCCGGGAACGAAAUUAGUCAGCAGCAAUAGUACAAACUUCGAGUUCAAUGCGUUUGAGAUGGGGUCCUGGGAUCCAACCGUUGAUGCGUUUGUGGAUACCAAAUACUUGGGGACCGAGUUGGACAAUGGGGUGGUUAAAGGAGAUAACAGCCAGUGUGUGCAAGGGUAUGAUAAUGCGGGAUUCAUCAUGGGAACGUCUUCGACAUUGUUUAAUUUGAUGGUUGCUAAGCUAGAGAAUACCGAAAUUCAUUUGAUCAAAUCCCUCAAGAUGAAAUUCGUGAAUUUCAUCAAAAAUCUCAGCAGUGACAAUGAUGAUAUCUCAAUCAUUUCCCCGAAUCCUUUUUUUAACACCCAUUAUUACAAUACCAGCUCCCUGAUCUCGCAAUCCGAUUCUUUAUUCCUUGUUGAUGGGGGUGAAGAUGGUCAAAACAUUCCCUUCACCCCUCUCAUUCAGCCGGCUCGUGAAGUAGAUAUUAUCAUGGCCUUCGAUAAUGGUAAUAACCUUAAUGGGCUUCCCGAUGGUACUGCUAUGGCGGCCACUUAUGAUCGACAAUUUUCCGAUGUUGGAGUGUUGGGAACUUUCCCAUACGUUCCAGAUCAAGCCACUUUCUUAGCCAACGGCCUUACUUCCAAACCAACGUUUUUUGGCUGUGACGCUUCGAAUUUGACGUCGUUAGUGGGUUCUGACGAUCACGGCCACGUCCCGCCGCUUGUGGUGUACGUUGCUAAUAGACCUUAUAGUUAUUGGUCCAAUACGUCGACUACGAAGAUGAGUUAUACUGAACAAGAGAAAUUGGCAAUGAUCACCAAUGGGUUUGAAAUCGCCAGCAGAAAUAACUUGACUUCUGAUGCUGCUGCAGCUGAUUGGGCCACCUGUGUCGGAUGUGCGGUGAUCAGAAGAUCUCAAGAAAGGCAAGGGGUUGCCCAAAGUGACACUUGUCAAAAAUGCUUCAGUGAAUAUUGCUGGAAUGGCAAGACUGCCAAUACUACGAUCCUGGCUUCGCAAUUGAUGGAAACCUUGGGUUCUCCGGCGACCACCACCCAAAAGAAGGAAGGGUCCAAGGUGAAGUCGCUUUUGCAAGGGAUUGCCAAAAAGAUCUUUCCCAAUUUAUCUACCGGGAUGGGGGUUUAA
Molecule: messenger RNA, 1908 nt
Organism: Saccharomycopsis crataegensis
Lineage: Eukaryota; Fungi; Ascomycota; Saccharomycetes; Ascoideales; Saccharomycopsidaceae
Exons: 1
Coding region: 1-1908 (635 amino acids)
Biological process (GO): glycerophospholipid catabolic process
Cellular component (GO): plasma membrane; cytosol; intracellular membrane-bounded organelle
Molecular function (GO): A2-type glycerophospholipase activity
Source: RefSeq, a predicted model, not a curated record